AUGCUUGCUGUGGAUUUUCGGAUGAAGUCACAGCAGGAGGCAGAGAUCAGGCAGAGGCUGAUCACAAUACUGGAUAGAGACUACAAAGCAGGCAAAACGGUCUCACUGCAACAAUUGCAUCAGGAGUGCGAAAACUUCUUAAGCCUCAAGAGAGACAGUGAAGUUGUCGCCGGAACUAUGAAACUAGUGGAAGCCACGUCCGUCCAGAAGCGGAAGGAAAUAGAAUGUUGGAACUGUGAAGGCAACCAUCGUGCUAGUGGAUGCCAAGCGAAAACCUUGGUUCUGCAAGAAGUGCAGGAAGACUGCGGUCGCACAGAGGCGACGCAGAAAACUCAGCAUACUAAAGAGAAGUUCUCAAGGAACAGAAACAACAGAGGUCCGAGAAAACAAGUACGAAUCGUCAAGAUCGCAAAUGCAGCAGUUCAAGCAAACUCUUCCCGUGUGUACAUCGACGCUGUAGUGAACAACUACUCAGUCAAAUUUCUUCUCGAUACUGGAUCAGACAUCACGUUACUGAACGAGAAGAUUUGGAAGAAGAUGGGCUCCCCAGCAUUGGAAAAGACCAAUAUAGUCGUGAAAAACGCAAGUGGAGAUACCAUGAAGAUAUAUGGAAAGCUUAAAUGCAAGAUUACCAUGAAAGGUGUCACUACUGAAGGAGACGCCUAUGUGACGCCGCACAACUCACUCUUGGGUCUCGAAUGGAUUCGAGCAAAUGAGAAUUUGAUGUACCACAUAGAAAUGAUGGCUGCUGAAGUGAAGGCCAACUGUAACCCCAGACGUGAAGAAGAAAAAGUCAAAGGGGAAGAGAAACCGUCAGAGGACACGAUCAAUGUUAUACUGCAAGCAUACCGAACCACUCCACACAGAUGUCUUGAAGACAGAACUCCAGCAGAGAUGUUCCUCGGAAGAAAACUUCACACGCGCUUAACCUUGCUCUUGCCUACCGACGAACCAUCAGCACGGACGUACGCCGAAGAAAAUCGUAGGAAGAUGAAGGAACAGUACGACAGGAGGAGUGGUGUGGGAGAGGGCAGGAGUUCCAUAAGGGAGACGACGUGCGUGCAGAUGUGGAAAGCCCCACGCUUCACAUGGAAGCAAGGAGUUGUCGCAAAACGACUUGGGAAGGUCAACUAUGAGGUCGUCGUUGAAGGAAGGCUGAUGCGGAAACACGCUAAUCAAUUACGACACAGCAACACAACCGCAAGCUGGAGAUGUGAAGACAAAUCGUUGAAAACCCUGCUCGACGUGUUAGAAUUGGAUGACAAUCGGCUAAGAAGCAGCGACGAGGUUGCUAGUGACUUGGACGUCAACACCGCUAUACCGUGCUCUCCAGAACCAUCACUGCGACGAUCGAAGACUUGUGAAACGAUAUGGCAUUGA
Cooperia oncophora is the source of this 1380-nucleotide messenger RNA. The record is from the annotation of a GenBank genome assembly. Lineage: Eukaryota; Metazoa; Nematoda; Chromadorea; Rhabditida; Trichostrongylidae.